Messenger RNA from Pocillopora verrucosa, 1929 nucleotides. The record is from RefSeq and is a predicted model, not a curated record. NCBI's taxonomy places the organism in Eukaryota, Metazoa, Cnidaria, Anthozoa, Scleractinia, Pocilloporidae.
GGAAAAUAUUCACGCGCGUCAUUGUGAAAGAAGUUCACACUGCAUCCUAAUGGACUCAAAAUAUCUAUUAAGUUUGAGUUAACAAUACGUACUGCCGGCAACCAUAUAAUAGAUACCGCAUUCAUACAUCCAUUGUCAGGUGGUCGUGAUACCAAUGGAAUCAUAUGCUGAAAUAUGCUCGGCAAAUGCCAAUGCAGCUAACAGAGUCGCUGGUUUCGGUCUUGGAAGGAGCGGGGGCAUAGAGAAAACGAGAUACAUACGGCACAGAUAUGCUAUGGCGUUAUACCAAGAAGAAAAUCUUUGUAUGCCAAAAGCUCACUAUAAAGUUCUUGCAAAGAACUAUGACUGCUUCUACAAAGAACGCCACGAAGCUCAGUUCAAUAUCAUGAUGAAAUACUUGAAUUUACAGCCUGAUCAUCUUGUAGUUGACCUCGCCAGUGGAACAGGUACCUAUGGUGAGAAAAUGGUCGAGACAUUUAAACUGAAGAAUCCCGUGUGGUGUGUAGAACCUUCUUCAGAGAUGCAAGAAGCAGCCAGGGCAAAGAAGGGUUUGGUUACCGUAGAAAAAACCGCAGAAGAAUUCUUGGAUGAUUUAGACAAACAGCAUCGCUUCAACUUUGCCUUGUGUGUCAGUUCUGUUCAUCAUUUUAGUGAUCCAGUUAAAGUUUACAAGGGCGUAGAAUCGUGUUUAACGCCUGAUGGUGUCUUCAUGAUCGCGCAAAUGGGCGAGUACGUGUCUUUCCCUUUGUUCAAGAAAGCAAAGAAUCGUUUCACCUCUUUCGUUUCCGGCAGAAAGGAAGGCACUUCUGCUUUCCUUCGAUCAGCUAAUUUUGAAGUUGAAGUUUCAGUAGAGCAGUUAGCUUUCAUGGUUAAGAAAUCCAAGUGGUACGACAUGCUGCGAGGACGCUUCCAUAGUACCUUAUUGGAGCUGAGUGACGGGGAAAUCGAGGAAGGAAUUGACGAACUAGACAAAGGAAUUCUUCAACACGCAAAUAGAGAUGAUGACAUCCCCAUUUCUAUGACUUUGUUAAUAUUCAUGGCUAAGAAAAAGUAGGCAUUGAUGCGGCGAUGUACUGUUCAUGGAAUUUCUGUACUGCGUUUCAAUCAUCUAGGGCUAAAUAAAUGUAUAGCACAGUAUGGCAUGUAUAAUCGAAAAGUGAUUUCAACCACGAGGUAGUUAUCAGUUAUUUUUUCAGGCGCUUUUUCGUCAUCAUUACAUUAUCUAUAACCAGUAAUUGAACGGCUUUUAAUGUAACUUCUUAAAAGAUAUUUCGUUUCCUUUGGUUUCCAAGACACUAUUGUAAUAUUCUUGAAGACAAAGGAACAUUGUAGACCUUGAAGAAAAGCGUCUGUUCCUUCGACAUGUCAUGGGAACACUCCUCGUGUUAAUUCGAUUGCACUUAAAUUUUCUGACGUCAGUUUAUGAAUCAAGGGUUUGGUGUGACAUAAUAAACUUAAGAUGUUACUCCGUGAUUUUAAUACAAGCUUGAGGAAAGAAAAAAUCUCGUACUCCAUCGGAGUAUGGAUCUUGGGUUCUUAGGAUUGGCGAUCUGACACCCCAGCAGAGUGCUAAAGAGGCACCUUUACUACGCCAUAGGCAAGAAAAUGGUCUUUAACAAUUCUAGUUAAAGAAAAUAUCAUUAUGAUCGCAGAAUUCAAUGUUUUUUUUCCUUCAAAUUGUUUGGAUCGACAUAUUUAUUUUAAACCUGAGGAUUCCGUAAAUAUCUUUCUGCUCUUUAGCGCUUGAAGCGAUUAGGUGGUCGAUGACUUCCUUGAGUAAAUGACUUUCUAAAGUUAUAGCUUAUUUGUUUGUCAAUGAUGGAAACUGUACGAGAGAAGCAGCACGAUAUGCCUUGAAGCGAAAGCUUAUAGCUUGUCAGAGCAUUAAACCGCACUCGACGUCAUUUACAAGGGCGAUGGUAAGUCAAA